CACUUUCUAUUGGCUUUUCUCUCCCCACACAACCAUCAAUUCCUUUCACACUCUCCUCCUCCUUUUGAAGUUUCUCUGCAACCAAAAAAACCAUCAUAACCCUCUCCUUCAGUCUCAUUAUUCUCUCUGGAAACCAUCAUCUCUCCUUCUCUGCCAUGGAUUCAGGCAACAGUAGUAGCAUGCAAUCCUCAAGCGGUGGUGGCGGAGGAGAUCAGGAAGAAUACGACUCACGCGCCGAUCAAUCAAUCUCUGCUUUCUUCAACAACAACAACACAACCACCGUCUCCUCCAACAUCGCCGGUCAAACACAGCUUGACUCUCUCAUAGCUAACUACUUCAACACGGGUUGGUCAACCGAUAACUCUCUUUGGUCAGCGACGACUACAAAGCCGACCGAUGUCUCUAGUCCUAGACCGCCACUACCGAUCUCAUCAGAACCAGUCUUCUUCACAAACCCACUCCAACAAAAUCUGAGAACAGUUUCAAACAACACAAACACAACUAGUCCCGUUUGUUCCGUCCCAGCAGACAAGAAAAACGGUCUUAACAACAUGGCGACACGAAAUCCGAAGAAAAGAUCUCGAGUCUCGAGACGAGCGCCUACGACUGUUUUGACUACCGACACUUCAAACUUCAGAGCCAUGGUUCAAGAAUUCACCGGUAAUCCUUCAACUCCUUUCACCGGAUUAUCGUCAUCUUCUCCUUUUCCAAGAUCAAGAUUUGAUCUCUUCGGUUCUUCUUCUUCUUCAUCCUCACGACCCUUGAAACCCUUUCCUCACAAACUCGUGUCUUCAUCGACGGUAAAUCAUCAUCAUUACCUUCCUACUUCUCCAGAUUAUCAUCAUGAUCAUCGUCAUCAGAGUCUUCUCCAUAACACGAACACCCAAAACAUCACAAACCCUUUUCUCAACAACCAAAGUCCUAACAACCCUUUAACGGACCAGCCACUUCCGUUGAGCUUGAGAACGAAUAAUGGUUUUGGACACGUGGACGUUGGAACAAGCUUUGAAGGACUUCACGAUAUUAUCGUCUCUUCGUCGUCAUCGAUGACGCAGUCAACCCUAAAUAUUAUUCAUGGAUCGGGCAAGAAUUCUGAAGCCGAGAAUGACAAUGAUCUCUUUAGAUCCCUCAAUGGUGGAGAUCAUUCCAUUGUGCAAAGAUCCGAUGGUUACACACCGCCCAUUGCUUCUGGAUCGGAGAAUAAUCUAGCGGUGGCGAGAAAUGAAGGUAUGGUGGAAUUAUCAUGGAUCUCUUCUCCUGAUUAGAUUCAAUUCUAACUUUGUUUAUCACAUUAUAUAUGAUCGUAUUUAUCUUUAGCCAUAUAUAAAAAAAAGGAAAAGAAAACCUUAGCGAAAAACAUCUGAUGAAUGGGACAUGAAUUAAUUAGUGUAUGGAAAGAAUUGGGAAUCUUUUAUGUUCUAAAGCUUCAAUGGUAUAAUUAACAAUGACUUUCUACAUAUUCGAACAAUGUUUUUUUCUUUCUUUCUUUCCUUUCUAUAAUGCUGUUUCGGUUUUUAUUGGACUGGAUGUGUGUAUAUAUAGAACUGGACAAUAUUUACAGAUAUGUUUGAUUUUGAUCAUCGGCUCGAGGUUAGUAU
Messenger RNA from Eutrema salsugineum, 1598 nucleotides. RefSeq names its product phosphatidylinositol 3-kinase 2. The coding region runs from base 156 to 1265 and encodes 369 amino acids. The record is from RefSeq and is a predicted model, not a curated record. The transcript has 2 exons. Lineage: Eukaryota; Viridiplantae; Streptophyta; Magnoliopsida; Brassicales; Brassicaceae.